GGGGAGGAGCAGGAGGAGGUUGUGGCCAAAGCAAGGUUUGAAUAGGGAAGUUUUGCAGGAGGUUACAUUCGCAGUCAUCAGCGCCGUGUUUGCAAAUAUUGAGCAGGCUUCCGAGGAAGGAUCUUCGGGAAGGAAAAAACCCAGGAGUGGAAGAAGAAACAACAACAACAACCACAAGAAUAUUUUUUUUGCACAAAAAUCAGACCCAGCAGCAAGCAAGCAAGCAAGCACCCUUUAGGAAGGACUUUGCAAAAAUCAUCUAAUAUUGCUGUGCAAUUAAACUUUGCAUGAAACUUUGCUUUUCCAGUGCUUAAUAUUUUUGUGGGGAGGGAAAUCUAAAAUACCGAACAGGAUUUAUUCUGGAUGGUGUCAGAUUUGGGAUCUCUUUUGAUGUCUAUAUUCUGAUUUUAUUUUAAUUUUUUUUUUGCAAUUUUUGUGUCUUGCUGGUCCUAUUUUUUACAAUUCUGGAGAAGGAGGAGGAGGAAGUGGGACUUUGUAAAUAGCUGGUUCGCCUUUCUGUCAUCCGAUUUACAGCAGCAGCAGCAGCAGCAGCAACCUCAGCAAUAGCAUCUUAAAAAGACAUCCCUACCAUUGGUUUCUAUGCCUCUUCUGCUCCUCUUUGCGAUUUCCCCAAAAGACCUGGAGAGUGGACACUGAUAUAUUAUUAUUAUUUUUUUGGUGGAAGGGUUGGACGUUCUCUUCCUCUUUGACACAAACAAAAAGGAAAAAAUAUAUAUUAUUCAGAGACAUGGAUGUGCUCCCAAUGUGUAGCAUCUUUCAGGAACUCCAAAUUGUGCAUGACACUGGUUACUUCUCUGCUUUGCCAUCUCUGGAGGAAUAUUGGCAACAGACAUGCUUAGAGCUGGAACGCUAUCUCCAGAGCGAGCCCUGCUACGUGUCUGCCUCUGAGAUCAAAUUUGACAGUCAGGAGGAUCUGUGGACCAAAAUUAUUCUGGCACGCGAGAAAAAGGAGGAAUCGGAACAAAAAACUGUAUGCGUUCCAAAGGAGGACAGUGCAAGUAGCCAGAGUUUAGAGACUAACAGUUUGAAUUCUGAUAUCAGCAGCGAAUCUUCGGACAGCUCUGAGGAACUUUCUCCUACGACUAAGUUUACCUCUGAUCCCAUAAGUGAUGUCUUGGGUAUGGCCAAUACAGGAAACCUGAGCUCAUCUGUCACAUCUACUCCUCCUUCUUCCCCUGAACUGGGCAAGGAGCCAUCUUCCCAACCGUGGAAUAGUGCACCCAGUGACUUGCAUUCACCAGGCAAAAUUCGUGCUAGUACUGGUGGAAAGACUGCGGAAAAAGGCUCCUCGGCCAAUGGCGACGCGUCUCCAGAUGGGAGGAGGCGAGUUCACAGGUGUCAGUUCAAUGGGUGCCGAAAGGUUUACACCAAAAGUUCACAUCUGAAAGCACAUCAGCGUACCCAUACAGGAGAAAAGCCUUACAGAUGCUCAUGGGAAGGGUGUGAGUGGCGUUUUGCGAGAAGUGAUGAGUUAACCAGACACUUCAGAAAGCACACGGGUGCCAAGCCUUUUAAAUGUAAUCACUGUGACAGGUGCUUCUCUAGGUCUGAUCACCUGGCCCUUCACAUGAAGAGGCAUCUCUGAAUGGGUGAAGAGGGCAAAUCCUGCGGGCUAAGAGGCUUCAAGGUCCACCGGCCUUGAAAGAAGGGAUGCGUGUUCCAGCCAAAGCAUGCCACUUUGCACCCUAACCCAGUUGCCUCUAGGGCCUCUCUUCCUUGGAAGGUCUUCAGAGGGCUGAACAAGUCAUGUGAGAAAGGGCAACGCGACCGCACGGUGUGGGUCCCCUAUGCCGGGACCCAACCUUCUUGAGUGGCUUCUACGCCUUCUGCCGUGAGCACGUGCACUGAGAAUGUUAAUGAUUGGACGACUGUAUGUUAUUGAGGAUCUACUGGGCGACUGUAUGCUGAGGCACAUUGUUUUUUUCUCUCUCUUGUUGUUCGAUUGGGUUUUUCAUUUAAAUCCUUGUGGUUGUUUUUUAUUACCGAGAAAGAGAAGAUGUCAGCUGAGUUGGCGGGAGGUGGGAAAAUAUGUAUGUGAGGAGUAUAUACCACAAGACGGAGUGAUCACCAAUCAUUCCCAAGGGGCAGGGGGAGAGGGGUGUAGCACCUUUUUUAAAAAAAAGAUAAAGAAAGUAGGGGGUGGGGACGCUAGGGUGGGGAAGUCGAGUCAGAAUGCCAGAAUGGAGGGAGGGGACCCUUUUAUCCUGUGUGAGAGGAGCUUUUGGUGUCUGGUCCAGCUAUUAAAUGUGCAAUGUGUCAAGUAGCUUGUUUUACUUGCUACAGAGCUCAUUUGUAAUCCAUUGUAUAAGCUGUGUAUUUACAAUAUAACACAACCUAUAACUUUUUCAUUAUAAUACAGAGGUUUAUUGCAUGGUUCUGGGGAACUCUAUGCUUUUCCAUUCUUUAAUCGGGACUGCCCACAUUUUUGUUCUGUUCCCCAUCCCUCCACCCCCCUCAAUUCCGGUUCAAAGCUGCUACAAUGCAAUUGGUUCAAUGUUACAUACAACCAGAUCCAGUUUUUUUUUUUUUUUAAAGUUUUAUUUUUGGUCCUGUUGGGUGGAUAAAACCACUGUAGGUUAGAAAUUGAUUUUUUAUUAAAGAAAAGAAAAGAAAAUUCUCAUGCAGCUAUUAUUUUCCUUCUCUUUUAUUUAUGUCUUGAGGUCUAAUUUCUGGUUUUUUAGCUGUCAAUGCACUGUUGACCUUAAUAAUGGUGCCUUAUGCAACGUGAUCUCUUGUCGGAGGUCUUAUACAGGGGUAUGGGUGAUGUAUGCUUCAUUAAGGCUCUCUUGUCACCUGACACUUGUACUGUAUCAAAUAUGUUUUAGGAAGAGGUGGGAAGAACAUAGACGGAUGCUCAAGGUGUGCUCGUAAUAAACAUUCUUAGACAUGCCAGUACAAUAUCUAUCUCUUUCUAUAUAUAUAUCUAUUUUCAACUUUGAAAGUUCCAUGGAAUCAUCUAACCAGGUCUGCCCAUUCGAGUAUGCCUCCUUUGGGUUUAUUUCUGUUUCACAUAUGACCUUGCACAAACCACCAUCUUCCUUCACCCUGAAAAUAUAACCCUGUACUUCAAAAGGUCGUAAUUCUUUCAUGAAUAUUUAAAAGUGCAGGAGUAUGAGACACAUUCAGAAGUAUUUGCUUAAAAGGCACAAGUUCCACGUCUAUAUCUCUAGCUUUCUCUUGACUAAAACAGAAAGGAAAUGCAUUUUUUAAGAAAAUGAAAAAAAAGCAACAAGAACAAAAAGAUACCAAGUGGGUAGAAAGUUUGCAAUGUAUGUAUAUUUGUGUGUAUAUAUCAGUAAAUGUGUGUGUGUGUGUGUAUGUGUGUGCACGAGUGUGUGUGUGUUUGCGGGUGUGUGUGUAUCUAUAAAUAUAUAAAUAUAUAGAUAGAUAAUAUAUUAUUAUUUUUAAGGGUUGAGUUGAACUCUCAGCUAGAACGUAUCUGAGGUUUUAAGGAGUCCCCUGUUUCCAUAGAUUUUUAUAUAAACAAAUGCCAGUUAUCAACACUUAAAAUUUCAUCCAUUAGGUCUUGUAGAUUUCUGAAAGGGUUGUGCAGAGAUCAUUUUUUCUGUGAAAGCUGUUGCAUUUCACUUCACAGUCAGGGAAGGCUAAAAAAAAUCCUUAAACUCGAGCAAAAUGGGGCAGCUUGGGUAUUCCUUGUAUGGUGCAAUGUGGGUAAAUGGUAAAUUCAGUUGUAGGAUUUCAUGGGAUAUUUGUAAUAGAAAUUAAAAACUAUUUGGAAUGUUUUUCAAUUAAGAUUUCUGACUAGAGCAGUAUUGUCCAACCUUUAAUCUUCCAGGUGUUUUAGACUUCAGCUCCCAGAAUUCCUGAUCAUUGGACAAACUAGUCAGAAUUUCUGAGGGUUUGAGUCCCAAACACUUGGAGGAUCAAAGGUUGGACACAAUUGCUUUAGAGCAGUGGUUCCCAGCCUUUGGUCUUCCAUGUGUUUUGGACUUCAAAUCCCACAAUUCCUAACAGCUGGUAAGCUGGCUGAGAUUUCUGGGAGUUGAAGUCAAAAACAACUGGAGGGCUAAAGCUUGGGAACCACUGCAUUAGAGCAUUGGGAAUGGUAAUUUGCCUUUAGAUCAGUGGUUCUCAACCUGGGGUCCCCAGAUGUUUUUGGCCUUCAACUCCCAGAAAUCCUAACAGCUGGUAAACUGGCUGGGAUUUCUGGGAGUUGUAGGCCAAAAACAUCUGGAGACCCCAGGUUGGGAACCACUGCUUUAAAUGGUGGCAUGAAUAGGGUUGCCAUAGUGAAAACUAGAGGUAACUCCCGUGUCUUUAAUGACUGUGUAGAAGAUGGCAUUCCAACAUGUGCUUCUAGCUACUUGUAUGACAAAAAACACCUGUAUUUUACCCAGCCAUUAAUGGAGCAGGACAUGUCUGCAAUUUUCACUCUGAAUACCAUAAAUCCCUUAAUUCUUGGUUUGCUCCAGUGCAAUUUCUUUCCCUAUCCUGGCAGCUUCUCUUGGUGUUCAAUAUGAAUACUGGGCUACAGGGCUGGAACCAUACUUGGUGAGCCACACUGGUCUGAAUCCAGUUAUUUGUCCCAACUAGAAUACACCUCCAUUGAAUCAGUGGAAUUUACAAUUUAGCAAAUUCCCACAGAUUCAUGAGGCUUCCUCUAGUUGGGCACAGUUACACUUUGAUUUAGGCCUAGAUGGUUUUAGAUCAUCUAGAGAAGGGCCAUCCCUACAUCAUAGGCAGCUCAGCAAAUAAAUAAAUAAAUAUCCAGCCCCUGUGCUUUUAUGAAUCUAGGAAUGAGCGUAGCGAUUAUGCUUUUAUACCUCUGGUGCUGACCUUUUAGUUUGACAGUGCAAAGUGGUUUUCUGCAAGAUUAGAAAGAGUCCUUCCUCAUAAAUAAAAGCCAGCAUGUUUUCAAAACUGCCUUCCCUGACAACAACGGCACACUUAGAAACUGCAUCAGUAGCUCAUUGUGCAUCGAUUUUGUGCAGCUUUUCCUGGAAAUGAUAGCAAGGAUUACUAGGGCUCAAAAACCAUGCUAGAUGGACACCUGCUGUUUGUCUAAUUCUAAGUGAGGCACAUCCCUACCUUGUUUGUAUGGUAUUUUGAGUUUUUGAUAUGCUUUGAAUGUGCACUUUGUUGAGAUAAAAAUACUCCAGGAGUAUGUUUUAUUGUCUUACAGAGCUCUAAUGUAAAUAUGGAGCUUCAUUCAUGCAGGGGCUCCUCAUAGUUGGGGAAAUAAAUUCACUAAUUUAUUUAGAUGUAAGGGGAAAAAAACAUUAUACACCUUAGGGAUUUUCUACUUUAUAGUACAGAUCCGAAAUCCACUUAAUUGGAAUCUUCCAUGUAUGAAUCAAGGCAAUUUUGGAGGGGUUGGGUUAAGCAUGGGUGGGAUUUUCCUUUGAGUUUUUUUGAAAACUCAUAAUAUUUUCUGCUUAGCCACAAUACCAACAAAAAUGGAUUUUUUAAAAUUUAAAAAAGUCCCUUGCAUUAGCUUUUUUUUUCUUAGUUGUGAAAUAUCAAUAGUUCUCAACAGGGCUGUUUGCCAAAUGUCCAACAUGAAUAAAUGGCUGUCCGUUUUUCUGGUUAUAAACAAGUACAUUUUGUUCAGGUGAUAACUGAGCCUCAAUCAAGCUGAAAGGAAAAAAAUUGCUUGAAAUUUCAGAAGAAAAUUUCUAUUCGUAACAAUUUUGUUUUUUCUUCUUUGUUUGUUUGUUUUUUGGAAGCACCCUGUUAUCUAAAGAAUCUCUUUGUAAGAUUUUUGUAAAAAAAUUGUUUUACAAGAUUUUAUUUGAAAUUGUUUUUUGCAAGAUUGUUAUAUUUCUGUAUGAAUGUAUUUUUUAUUGGAAUAACAUAAAAAGUUCUUAUCAGCA
Anolis carolinensis (green anole) is the source of this 5855-nucleotide messenger RNA. It is a transcript of the gene klf6, whose product is annotated as KLF transcription factor 6. Bases 749 to 1606 code for a protein of 285 amino acids. Gene Ontology annotation, molecular function: RNA polymerase II cis-regulatory region sequence-specific DNA binding; DNA-binding transcription factor activity, RNA polymerase II-specific. The transcript is spliced from 4 exons. Lineage: Eukaryota; Metazoa; Chordata; Lepidosauria; Squamata; Anolidae. The record is from RefSeq and is a predicted model, not a curated record. Gene Ontology annotation, biological process: regulation of transcription by RNA polymerase II.